Messenger RNA from Labrus mixtus (cuckoo wrasse), 1826 nucleotides. RefSeq names its product NXPE family member 3-like. The transcript has 6 exons. Bases 16 to 1788 code for a protein of 590 amino acids. Lineage: Eukaryota; Metazoa; Chordata; Actinopteri; Labriformes; Labridae. The record is from RefSeq and is a predicted model, not a curated record.
AGAGGAGGACUCACCAUGUGGCUAAAAGGUUUUACAAGUAACCAUGUCAUCAUGAAACUUCUGAAGACCUGUGUCAUCCUUCUCCUUCUGACUGUGUUGUUCUUUAAACUAAGAAACAUGGACCUGCUCGAGAUGAGAACUGGGAUUAAUGAUAACACUUUAAAGCUAAAUUAUAAAGAAACCUCUACCAUCAUCAACAAGAAAGUGACCUCGACUCAGCCCAGUGCUCCCCACACUGCUCCUCCCAGAGCUCCUCCCACUGCUCCCCACACUGCUCCUCCCGUCUCUGACGACUUCUGCACCUUCAAGCCACUGUCUUCUGCAGAAGCUGAGGAGGAACGUCUCAUAUUGGACUCCAUUGCUUGGCCUGAAACUCCUCCUCUGCCAGCUCCUUUUUCAUUGAAUCAGACAAGUAACGCCGCCCACAGCACCUUCACCAUUCUCCCAGGGGGGGUGGGAGACGAGCGGCAUGUAGGAGACCAGCUGGAAGUUAUGAUAAAGAUGUACGACUUCCAAGGUAACCCCAAGAAGUCUGGAGGAGAUGCAAUUGUUGCCCGAUUGCACAACGGGGCUCUUGAAGCAGGUGUGGCUGGGCGAGUGGUGGAUCACCUUAAUGGCUCCUACUCUGCUGUAUUCCCUUUACUCUGGGAAGGAAGUGCACAGGUUGAGGUGACGCUUGUCCACUCAAGCGAGGCUAUCACAGUCCUCCGUAGGCUAAACAGAGAAGAGCCUGAUAGGACUAUCUUAAAGAGCCUCUUCCGCUCAGGUUCAAUCUCUGAAACUACCAUCUGUAAUGUUUGUCUACGUCAAACCAACCAGCCACAGUGCAACUACACUGACCUCCGUACUGGUGACCCGUGGUUCUGCUACAAGCCAAAGAAACUGAGCUGUGAUACCAGGAUGAACCACAUAAACGGAGGAAUGGGUAUAAAACUCAAGGCUAAUGAGGCAAACCUUUUCAAAAGCAAUGUCAACAUGCAAGUCUUCAUUCAGGCUUCAGGACCGGCCAAUGUUACUGUGCUGCCUCAAAGGAAAGAACAACCCAUGGAUAGUCUAGGCAGUGGGAAGUCUGGACUCUCUGGGUAUUACUACCAGGGUGUGUGGCGAUCACUAGGUGGCACCAAAGUCCACCAAUUCAACAACUCCUCUGCCAUCAGUCAAUGUCUGAAAGGAAAGGUGAUCCACCUGUAUGGAGACUCCACCGUCAGGCAGUGGUUUGAGUACCUUGAUGCUUCACUUCCAGAUGCCAAGGAGAUAAACCGGAAUAAUCUGAAGAAAUCAGGACCUUUCAUGAUAUGGGACAAUGCAAAAAACAUCUUGGUGAAGUUCCACUUACACGGUCCUCCUCUUAGUAUUUCCGUCCUUAUCCCAACCAGUGAGCUGCGUUACAUUGCCAAUGAAAUAGAUGAUGUAGUUGGUGGCACCAACACAGUUGUAAUUUUUGGCAUCUGGGCCCACCUCACUCCUUUCCCAAUGCAAUUCUACAUCAGAAGGCUUUACGGCAUCCGCAGGGCGGUGAUUCGUCUGUUAAACAGGGCUCCAGACACGCUGGUGGUCAUCAGGACUCCAAACCUCAGAGGUACAAACCCCUAUAUAUUUGCCUUUAAUGACUGGUAUGCUAUUCAACAGGACAAGGUGGUCAGAGCUGUGUUCAAAGGACUUAAUGUUCAGCUGGUGGAUGCCUGGGAGAUGGUUCUGGCCCACCACCUGCCUCACUACAUUCACCCACCUCCUCCCAUCAUUAAGAAUAUGGUUAACAUUAUAUUGUCCCGCAUGUGCCCACAAUAGUGCAUUUAAUACUAAUAAAAAUUAUCCAAACAAGGUGA